Falco peregrinus (peregrine falcon) is the source of this 665-nucleotide messenger RNA. It is a transcript of the gene SPATA46, whose product is annotated as spermatogenesis associated 46. The transcript has a single exon. Bases 18 to 665 code for a protein of 215 amino acids. Gene Ontology annotation, biological process: fertilization. The record is from RefSeq and is a predicted model, not a curated record. Gene Ontology annotation, cellular component: nuclear membrane. NCBI's taxonomy places the organism in Eukaryota, Metazoa, Chordata, Aves, Falconiformes, Falconidae.
AGCCACCUCUGCAUCCCAUGGAGACACAGAGGAAGGGUCUCCAGCACAGCUCCCAACCCUGCAGGGGCCAGGUUCUUACGGGGACCCGUGAGUCACUGCAGACCCUUUCCUCCGCAGCCAGCAGCCCCGCAACCCCAUCGGUCAGUGAGCCCCCUGCCAGUACCUGCACCAUCUACCGGCCCUGGUGCUCGCCCUACAGCUACUUUGUGUGCACCGAAGGAGCCACCCAGCAGCACUGGGGCUGCCUCUCCUGCGGCUCAGCCACCAGCACCCAGGAGGACGAGGAGCCUGAUGACCUCUCAGAGAUUGUCUGCUCCUCCUCUGGCUCCUCAGACGAGCCCCAGCCCCCCGAGUGGGACAGGCUGGCCAGCAGCAGAGCCAGCAUCAUGGUCGGGGACAUCCUUGCUGCUUCCCAGGGGCAGCCAGUGACCCGGCACGGCUACCAGUGCAUGUCGUGCUGCCGCCUCUUCCCCACACUGUGGAUGGUCAAGACCCACAUCCAGCACAGCUCCCAGGAGGGCUACAGCUGCAAGGUGUACUACCGCAAGCUCAAGGCCCUGCAAGGCGCAGGAGGCUGCAGCUCCCAAGGCAGCGGUGCAGCCCAGCCAGCGGUGCAGCCGCCGCGGGAGGGCACUGCUCCAUUGCUCCUGCCGGCGCCGGAAUAA